AAGAGAAGACUUUAAAACUCUGUAACGACGCUUUCUACCUCCUUUUCAGGAAAGUUCGCCUAGGAAUGAAUGUCCGUAGUAUGAUAAAGACGGUGACGAGAUUCGCCGCUGUGUUUCUGUUGUUUGUAGGCGUGGCUUACACCGCUCCCCUGGAAACGGACCUCGAAUUAAUGGCCCUUGUCCCCCCUUCUCGUCCAAAUUCCUUUCAAAAUUUUCAAGAAAUGCAGCGCUAUCUGAUGGAAUUAAAUAAUUUUUAUCACAUGAUGUCACGUCCGAGGUAUGGGCGAGACGUUAGUCACGCAAGUCUGAAACCAAAGAAAAUGCAGGAAUUACUUCAUCUGCUGUUGAAUCCAGUGGUUUAAUGCAACAUGUUCGAUUUUUUUUUAUCUCUGGGAUUAUCCGUUCUACAGUAAAUGGCUAUGCCCUGUUAACAUUUCUUAUAUUGCUUUGUAAAAUGGCGACUGGAAACACUUUUCGAACACGUGCAUAAUUGAAGUAGCAAAUUUAUCCGAUGUACAAUACAGAAGUAUAAUUGUUUGAAUAAACUGUC
Saccostrea echinata is the source of this 550-nucleotide messenger RNA. Its product is annotated as pro-neuropeptide Y-like. Gene Ontology annotation, cellular component: extracellular region. NCBI's taxonomy places the organism in Eukaryota, Metazoa, Mollusca, Bivalvia, Ostreida, Ostreidae. Gene Ontology annotation, molecular function: hormone activity. The record is from RefSeq and is a predicted model, not a curated record. The transcript is spliced from 3 exons. The coding region runs from base 66 to 362 and encodes 98 amino acids.